AUGCUUUAUGAGGUGCCGGGUGAAAAUAACGCGGAAAAGGCCAAGUUACUCGCGGAGGCACUAAAAAAGUCAUUGGAACCCAGGGGGAUCAGGGUUUCGAUCCCGGUAAAGAGGACAGACCUACGGAUAUCCUGUCUGGAGAACUCCACCACGACCGAGGACAUCAAGGCGUCUAUAGCGGAAAAAGGAAACUGCUCCGCAGAAGACGUCAAGAUUGGAAAAAUCUCCAGGUCCCCCAGAAAUGGACUGGGAUCGUGCUGGGUCCAGCUACCAUCGACCGCGGCCAGUAAAGUGACCAAAACAGGUCCAUUAGUUAUCGGCUGGUCUGCGGUCAAGAUAGAGACACUGGAGACUCGUCCCCUCCAGUGUUUCAAUUGCAUGGGGGUGGGCCAUACACGCGCCACCUGCAAAUCAGAGGUAGACCGUAGUGGCCUCUGCUAUCGUUGUGGCCAAAACGGUCACAAGGCUGGCGAUUGCACAGAAAAGCCUUGCUGCCCGUAUUGUAAAGAUAAUGGGCACAAGGCUGAACACAGAUACGGGAGCAAGGCUUGCAACUAUAUCAAACCAACCAAAGGGGGGGUUUAA
This is a messenger RNA of Nylanderia fulva, 585 nucleotides long. The record is from RefSeq and is a predicted model, not a curated record. Lineage: Eukaryota; Metazoa; Arthropoda; Insecta; Hymenoptera; Formicidae.